Molecule: messenger RNA, 5475 nt
Organism: Protomyces lactucae-debilis
Lineage: Eukaryota; Fungi; Ascomycota; Taphrinomycetes; Taphrinales; Protomycetaceae
Exons: 2
Coding region: 1-5475 (1824 amino acids)
Biological process (GO): telomere maintenance; DNA damage checkpoint signaling; protein phosphorylation
Cellular component (GO): nucleus
Molecular function (GO): protein binding; protein serine/threonine kinase activity
Source: RefSeq, a predicted model, not a curated record
AUGUUGUUCCAAUACAGUCCACGACGUGCUGAAGAGUCCAUCUGCUCCUCUAACCGUGCAUUUGUCAUACAGUUGCUCCAACGCUCAACAGAUACAAAAAUCACGGAAACAACAUUGUUUGCUUGGGUCGAAGUGGCAAAAGGUGCCGCGCCAUCUGAAAUGCUCGUCAUCUUGACGCAGCUGGUCGAGUUUCUCUCUCACAAGAACAUGCUGGUUCGUCAAAGUGCUGUCGUUGGCUUAAAACGGCUUGCUGCUCAUGCUGGCUGCUCGUUAUGGGCGCUCUUUUCUCCCUACAUGCGGCAGAUCAGUCUGCAAGUGUGUCGUAAGGGACAAGCUCAGCCACAAUUUAUUAGCUUCUUCGCCAGUCUUAUGGGCAUUCACAGCACAGACUUCUUGGUACGUAAUCAGCAAUACUUGUUGCCAUUCCUUGUCAUUGAAGGCAAAGUCAGUCUCAUCACCGAGAUGGCAAUGGCCACACAGCAAUCAGUCAACAACCUCAUCAUGAACAAUGCUCACUUCAUCUUCAGCAGUAUGCUGACAUCGAAUCUGGACAAAAAGCAGCUCAUGUCCUUCUUCUCCAAUAUCGACUCCAAAUUCGCUGAUGUCAAGCUGAACGAUUUGAUCUGCGCGGUGCCGAUUCCCCUGGCUGUUGAAUUGCUCCAGCUGGGCGGGGAACCCAACAUCAAGCCCGCGAAUAUUCAUGCAGCUCUGACUUUUGUGGCCACAGUGUCCACCAAACCGCCAGCAAGUACGCGCAAGACGCCUAUGGAGCUCGCGGAAGAGCUUCAAAGAACCUUUUUGACAAAACACAGUCUUGGCAUCGUUGGUCAUUUGUCGGAAGCCUUGAACAAUGCGCAUGGCAGAAAGGGUUUGUUGGAAAAAGUGCGCAUCAUCAGAGCCUUUUAUGACUUGGUCACGCUCAUAGAGCAAGCAAGCGAAGCUGCUGUGCCGCAAAUUGUCGUCUGCCUUCAAGCCGCUAUUCUCAUGCCAGAUUUGCGUCAAUCUGGGUUGAUUGCUUGGCAUCGUCUGCUCGAAAAGUCCUCUCAUCAAGUCACCACUUCGCUGAUCUCCCACUCCAUGUGCUUGUUCUUGCAUAUCUGGGAUCAAGCAACAGAUAUUGAGCGCGGCUUCAUGAAGCAGAUGUUUGACCUUUUCAUCAAGGACUUUAGUGAUCAUAUCAGCCAACAUAUUGGGCAAAUGCCGAGAAUCACGGUGGCAGAACUGCGAGCCGUCGAAGAGCAAUUGAGUCUCUUUCGCAAACCAGGCGUCAAGCCAGGCGAUGGACUACCGCCUCUGGAGGACUUGUUUGACCUGCUCCAGAGUGACAACCCUAUCAUCUGUGAGCGUGGGCUUAUUGAGCUGAAGGAAGUCAUUACGACGAGGGGACCCGAUAUCCACACUGUGCUUCUCAAAGACCGGAAGGAUGCCACCGUGAGCGAGACACUUCGAACUUUGCUCGACAUUGUUGCAAAGCAUCAACAGCACGGCGGCUUGACGAAAUUGCAAUUACUUGCUUCCGAGAUUCUUGGUAUGAUUGGUGCAGUCGAUCCUGUCCGUGUUGACACGGCAAAAGACAAGUCUCGUGCCAUCUUGCUCAGUUCCUUCAUGGACGAAGAUGCCGAAGAGACUGUUGGAUUUGUCCGCAUCUUUUUGGAAGACCAGCUCGUGGAAGCUUUUCAGUCAGCCAACAACACCAAGGUGCAACUCUCCCUUGCGUGGGCGAUACAGGAAUUGCUCAAGUUUUCUGGAUUCGACGAGAGCCUGUUGAGCGCUGCAAAGCAAGGGUUUGAGCGCGACGAUGAUCUGGACACACGUCGCCGUUGGCGAGCCAUCUCGGCGACUUCACGCACAGUGUUCGCGCCGCUCUUGAGCUCGAAAUGGGAUCGGCCAAGUCGUCCUCGACCGAAGCCAGCUCAACUGCCAAUUAUCCAGCAUACAAAGACGUAUCGCCAGUGGUUGCACGUUCUCGUUCUUCAUCUGCUCCAACUGCCACUCUCGGAGAAUGCACGAAAGCUCUUUGGCGUAUUCAGCGGAAUUCUGCGAGAGGAGGAACUCGAGAUGGCCAACUAUCUUCUGCCCUACCUCUUCCUCAAUGGACUUUUUACGAAGCGCUAUAUUCCGGAUGCUCCAGGGCCAGAAAUCAUGGCCGAGGAAGUGCGCUUGAUUCUCGAGACCACCUCUGAAGAGCCAGCUGAAGCUGAAAAGCUUCGACUAGCAACGGAGGCCAUUUUUCCAGUGCUUGACUAUCUGCAGCAUUGGCGACGUUCACGGCACAACAACAACACGACACAAUGGGCUGAGAAGAUGAAGAGGCAAAAGCUCCUGCCGCGGCCAGAAGAUUUUGUGGAAUCAGAUGAGCUGACGUCCUUUGUGGAUGACUUCUUCAUGCACUUGAAGCCAGAAACACUCGCAAAUGGUGCACUUCGCAUUGGUUCAUACUCUCGCGCUCUUUACUAUUGGGAGCAACACAUUCGCAAUCAGAAAAAGACACUUUCUGCAGCAAGUAUGCAGCCCUUGUAUGCCACACUACAGCAGCUCUACAUCAAUAUUGACGAUCCUGAUGGUAUCGAGGGCGUUUCUGUUAACCUCCGCGAAUUGACUAUCGAUCAAGAAAUCUUGAUGCAUGAGAAUGCUGGCAGAUGGACUGCUGCUCAGAGUAGCUAUGAGCUUGCUUUGCAGCGCAGAUCAACCGAACAAAAACUCCAGCUUGGACUGCUCAAUUGUCUCCGUCAGACUGGACAUUACGAUCUGCUCCUUGAGCAAGCGAAAAGCAUGAUGAACACUGGCUCGCGUUCGAGUGCCUUGCUCGACAUUGCUAUCGAGAGUUCAUGGAAUCUAGGCGCUUGGGCGGAUCUGCAAAAGUUGGUGCAGCUGGUGCCAGUACAGGAGCAGACCUACGACUCACUCAUGGGACGCUUCUUUGGUGAACUCAAGGACAAUAAUGAGGAUAGAUCUCAGGAUCUCUUGUCUCAACUCAAAGUGAGAGCUGCGACAGAGCUCGCGGCUUCCAACACAGACUCAUUCCAGCAGUGCUACGAGGCGCUCGCAAAGCUCCAUAUUGUGCAUGAGUUAGACUCGCAACACAACCCUACGGCUGAUCCCUCAAAGUCGCGAGGCCUUGUCGGGCGAGAUCGUUUCGCACUCGUGGCUGAUAGUGGGCGUUGGAAGCAGCACAUUCUGAGCGUUCGCCGAGUGACGCUAGAACUCAAGCAGCAGCAGCAACAGUCAACCGCGCGAGUAGUCAGUCACGCUUGGCUCGAAAGCUCUAAACUGGCACGCAAGACCGGUCAGACGCAACAGGCCUAUAAAGCGAUUUUGCAUGCGCUUGCGAUCAAAGGCACGCCUCUUGCCGAGAUUGAGCAUGCGCGGUGGUGGUGGAAAGGUGGCCAUCAAUUGCGAGCAAUUCAAACGCUUCGCAAGGCGCUAGCGUCGAAAGUCUUUGAUGGCUACGAGUGCAAUCCAGACGAAACCUACUCCAAGGUCUAUAAUCUCGCGAAGACGCUCGCCAAAACACCAAGUGAGAUCCUGACUUCCAAAGCACAAUUGCUCUUGACGAGAUGGAAUGAUUUGGCUGAGCACACUAAUUCUGCACAACAGCUCAAGGAGUACAGCCAAUCUGCGCGCGGAGCCCAGCUGGAAAAGCCGCACUACUUUCUUGGUCGUUACUACAUGAGACUGUUGGAGGCGGAAGCCAAGAAACCCGUGGAACAACAAGACGACGAGUACCUCAAGGGAGAGUAUCAUCGUCAUGUUGUGCUGAGUUACGGUAAGGCGAUGCAUUUUGGCACAAAGUUCAUCUUCCAGACGCUGCCAUCAUACCUGCAACUCUGGCUGGAUUUUGGAGAUCGUGUCUCUCAGCUGUCGUCAAGACUAAGUGUCCAGCGCCGUAGCGAGCUCAUCGAGAUGCGCAAGGCGCAACUCAACCACCUCAACGAAAAGAUCAAAAGUUUUGCUCUCAGGCUGCCGACUUAUCUCUACAUGUUGGCGUUCCCGCAAAUCCUGUCGCGACUGAAUCAUACAGAUCGCGGGUGUUUUGCGAUACUAGAGACGAUUCUCGUUAAGGUGCUGCUCGACUAUCCGAAGCAAGCUCUCUGGACAUUCAUGGCUGCAAGCAAGUCUCGAGACAGUACACGAUCGCAGCGUGGCAACACACUUAUUGCAACACUGAAGCGAGAAGCAAAACGAGAGAAGAAGGACAACGUGAUUCGGCUCGUUCAGGAAGCACAAUUUGUGACGGACCAGCUCAUGAACCUAUGCAUGACCCCUGUUGUCAAGAACAGGACGUCAGUCAGUUUAACUCGUGAUCUUCAUUUCGAUACAGCAUGUGCACCAAAUCUGCUGGUUGUGCCGACCCAAGACAACCUGACCGUCAUCUUGCCAUCGCACAAUGGCAUGGGAUCUACCAAACACCAUCGCGCAUACGAGGCGGAUGUGCCAACGAUUACUGCCUUCAGCGAUGAAGUGGAUGUAAUGAACUCGCUGCAAAAGCCGCGCAAGAUCGUGGUGCGCGCUUCAGAUGGCAUCCUCUACCCCUUUCUCGUCAAGCCCAACGAUGACUUGAGAAAGGACGCAAGACUUAUGGACUUCAAUGGUGUCAUUCAGAAGUUCAUUCGACGUGACGCAGAGGCUUUAAAGCGAACGCUGCGCAUUCGGACCUAUGCAGUCAUUGCUCUCAACGAAGACCACGGUUUAUGUGAAUGGGUCAAAAAUACGCGGCCGUUGCGUGAUAUCCUCAUCAAGACUCUCAAAUCACGCGGCGUGUCUAUGAAUUAUGGUGAAAUCAAGACGAGAAUCGAGACUGCUCUUGGUUCGAGCAAUCCCGGCCACUCAUUCAAGCUUCAUGUGCUAGACAUGUAUCCGCCAUGCUUUAGCGAGUGGUUCAUUGAAAAGUUUCCCGACCCAUCGCAGUGGUUCACUGCACGCUUGAGCUAUUCAAGGACACUUGCAGUGAUGUCGAUGGUUGGUUUUGUGCUUGGACUGGGCGAUCGGCAUGGCGAAAACAUCUUGUUUGACGAGACAACUGGCGAUGCAGUCCAUGUGGACUUCAAUUGUCUUUUUGAAAAAGGUCAUACUUUUGAGAAGCCUGAGCGUGUACCCUUCCGAUUGACGCACAAUUUGGUGGAUGCGCUUGGCGUGACUGGCGUCGAAGGAGCCUUCCGCAAGACGUGUGAGAUUACGCUCAGGAUCCUGCGAGAAAAUCAAGAUGCCUUCAAUACUGUGCUCGAGUCAUUUUUGCACGAUCCGGUUGGCGAAUUCCUCCGCAAGAAGAAGAGUACCUCUGGAGAUGUUGAGAAGGAAGAGGCACGCAAGGUGUUGUCUGUCAUUGCCUCCAAACUCAGGGGUUCAGCAGGUGCUGGCAUCGCCGACAAGCAUGUUCCUUUGUCUAUCGAAGGGCAGGCGGACGAGCUCAUCAAACAAGCAACAGACGAUCAGCUGCUUGUGCGUAUGUACAUUGGCUGGACUCCAUGGCUCUAG